Messenger RNA from Syngnathoides biaculeatus (alligator pipefish), 1421 nucleotides. Its product is annotated as free fatty acid receptor 2-like. NCBI's taxonomy places the organism in Eukaryota, Metazoa, Chordata, Actinopteri, Syngnathiformes, Syngnathidae. The record is from RefSeq and is a predicted model, not a curated record. Bases 217 to 1257 code for a protein of 346 amino acids. The transcript is spliced from 2 exons. Gene Ontology annotation, cellular component: plasma membrane. Gene Ontology annotation, molecular function: G protein-coupled receptor activity. Gene Ontology annotation, biological process: cellular response to fatty acid; G protein-coupled receptor signaling pathway.
AUCAUCACCCUGCAAGAGUUGCUGCCCACACACGAGGGCACGCCGCCCACGCUGGACACGGCCAUACCGCUCACGGGCAUGCCGCCCACGCCACCCACCCACGGCAGAUGAGAAAAUGAGUUAACCGUCAGGUUCCGUAACAGGAAGUUGGUGCCAUCUUGCCGGACCGUCGACCCGCUGUGGAACGUCCUUUUCGGGGGGACCGCCGUCGGUUCGAUGUCUCUGAAGGAGCUGGCGACGCAAGAGUGCAGCACGGAGCUGUGCCUGUCCGUCUACAUCAUCACCUUCGUGCUGGGCUUUCCGGCCAAUGUGCUGGCCUUCUACACCUUCUGGACCAAAGUCCGUCAAAAGGCCACGCCCAUCGACAUCCUGCUCCUCAACCUGACGAUCUCAGACCUCCUCUUCCUGCUUUUCCUGCCCUUCAAGAUGCAGGAGGUGGUGAACAACAUGCUGUGGGAGAUGCCCUACGCGCUGUGCCCGCUGUCGGGCUUCAUCUUCUACAUGACCAUCUACAACAGCACCUUCUUCCUGACUGCCGUUAGCGUGGAGCGCUACCUGGGUGUGGCGUUCCCCAUUCAGCACACCUUGAAACGCCGGCCACUCUACGCCAUCGCCGCCAGCGUCUUCUUUUGGAUCUUCUCUUUCACCCACCUCAGCAUCGUCUUCAUCAUGCCGUUCAUCGGAAUGGUGGACGAGUCCGUCAAUGGCACGGCGGGAUCCAACGUCACGACUCCGGCUCGGUUCCCGGCACCGGAGGACGUUUGCUAUGAUAAUUUCUCUGAAGCCCAGCUGGAGGUACUUCUGCCUGUCCGUCUGGAGCUGUGCCUGGUUCUCUUCUGCAUUCCCUUCCUCAUUUGCAGCUUCUGCUACAUCAACUUCAUCCGAAUCCUGUCGCGGUUGCAGCACAUUGACCGGCGGAGGCGUCUCCGUGCCAUCGGCAUGGCGCUGGGCACACUUCUGGUUUUCGCCGUGUGCUUUGGUCCCUACAAUGUGUCCCACGUGGUGGGUUUUAUCACCUGGCAGAACCCCAAUUGGCGGGACAAGGCCCUGUUGUGCAGCACCUUCAAUGCCUGCCUGGACCCGCUCAUCUUUUACUUCUCGUCGUCGGCCGUGCGGGGUACGGUGGCCAGCGUGAUGAAGGGGUUGAGGGCUCGCGCUCGCCUGAGCAGGUGUCUGUCCUGCCGCCCCCCGUGGUGGGCCCCAAAACAGAGCGAGGAAGAUAAGGAGAGCAAGCAAGAGCAGAUCAAUGCUAUCUAACCGCCUGGUUUAUUUCUUUAUCACCGGCGGCAACAGGAAAUUAAUGUAAUGUUUAUGUGCGGCGCACGUGAGCCGUCUGUUCAGGUGUGUUGUGGCACCGCGUGUCACUUUCCCAAAGGACCUCUUCCUGUUAGGAUGACCAACGUGCCUCAUAAACACGCAGG